Molecule: messenger RNA, 3477 nt
Organism: Chrysochloris asiatica (Cape golden mole)
Lineage: Eukaryota; Metazoa; Chordata; Mammalia; Afrosoricida; Chrysochloridae
Gene: ARHGAP45
Product: histocompatibility (minor) HA-1
Exons: 24
Coding region: 1-3477 (1158 amino acids)
Biological process (GO): signal transduction; activation of GTPase activity
Cellular component (GO): membrane
Molecular function (GO): GTPase activator activity
Source: RefSeq, a predicted model, not a curated record
AUGUUCUCCCGGAAGAAGCGAGAACUUAUGAAAACCCCCUCCAUCUCCAAGAAGAACCGGGCGGGGAGUCCCAGCCCAGCGAUCUUGGGGGAGCUUCCCAGGAAAGAUGGUACAGAUGCAGCCCCUUGUGGAUCUAGUCUGGAGCUGCCAGCUGCAGCCUCGAAUGCCAAGGCCACAGGCACACUCAAACGGCCCACCAGCCUGAGCCGCCACGCCAGUGCUGCUGGCUUCCCACUAUCUGGACCCGGCUCCUGGACACUCAGUCGGGGCCACCGAAGUCCACUGACAGCUUUUGGUCCCAGCGAGCUCAAUGUCGAGGGGCCCUGCCCUGAUGCCACUGAAGACAUUCCCCACCUGCUGGCUGAUGUGGCCCGCUUUGCUGAGGGCCUGGAGAAGCUCAAAGAGGAUGUACUUCAUGAAGACCUCCUGGAGACACGCCAGCCAAUGGCGUCCGAGAGCCUGAAUGAGGCCCUGCGUGUGUUACGACAGGUCAUCAGCAGACACCCACUGCUAAACACAGUGGAGACCCUAACAGCAACUGGCAACCUCAUCAACAAGGUCAAAGGCUUCCGUUAUGAAAGCAACAAUGAGGCAGACAAGCGGGAGUUUGAGAUGGCUCUAGAGACCAUUGCUGUCUCCUUCAGCAGCAGCGUGUCCGAGUUCCUCAUGGGCGAAGUGGACAGCAGCACUCUUCUGUCCGUGCCCCUCGGAGACCUGAGCCAGGCCAUGGAACACCUGUACGGGCAUGGGGAUGAGGACACGCCGCCCAGCACUGAGGACUGCGGUGAGGGCUGCCUGCCCCCCGAGGAGGUGGACAUGCUGCUGCAGCGCUGUGAAGGCGGUGUGGACGCAGCGCUCCAGUACGCCAAGAACAUGGCCAAGUACAUGAAGGACGUCCUUGUUUACCUGGAGAAGCGCACUGUGUUGGAGCUGGAGUUCUCCAAAGGUCUGCAGAAACUCGUCCACAACUGCAGACAGAGUGUCAUGCAGGAGCCCCACAUGCCCUUGCUGUCCAUCUACUCAGUGGCGCUGGAGCAGGACCUGGAUUUCGGCCACUGCAUGAUACAGGCGACCGGUACUCUACAGACACAAACUUUUCUGCUGCCCCUGACCCAGCGGCGGCAGGAGCAUGAGAAGCGAAGGAAGGAGAUCAAGGAGGCGUGGCACCGCGCGCAGAGAAAGCUGCAAGACGCUGAGGCCAACCUUCGCAAGGCCAAGCAGAGCUACAUGCAGCGCUGUGAGGACCACGACAAGGCGCGCCUGCUGGUGGCCAAGGCCGAGGAGGAGCAGACGAGCAGCGGGCCAGGGGCUGGUGGAGCUGCCUCCAAGAACCUAGACAAACGGCGGCGGCUAGAGGAGGAGGCCAAGAACAAGGCAGAGGAGGCCAUGGCCACAUACCGCACGUGGGUGGCUGAUGCCAAGACGCAGAAGCAAGAGUUGGAGGACACUAAGGUGACGGCGCUGCGGCAGCUGCAAGAGGUCGUGCGACAGAGCGACCAGACCAUCAAGUCGGCUACCAUCACCUUCUUUGAGUUGAUGCAUGCGCACACGGCGCAACUGCCAGUCAACUUCCACAUGCUGUCUGAGAGCAGCAAGUUGUACGACCCGGGCCAGCAAUACGCGUCCCAUGUGCGCCAACUGCAGCGUGGCGAGGAGCCCGAUGUGCACUACGACUUUGAACCCCACGUCUCCUCCAACUCCUGGUCCCCAGAGAUGCGCGCGCGCAAGGGCAGCUUCAACGUCAGUGAUGUGGCAGGCGUGGAUGCUGGUGCGCCUGAGGAAGGGGUGCUGGCCAAGGAGCAGCAGCGGGGUGGGCGUGGACACCAGGUGCACAAGUCCUGGCCCACCUCGGUGUCCGACUCAGACAGUGGCCUGGAUCCCUCAGGGGACUUCAAGAAGUUCGAGCAGACCUCAUCCAGUGGUACCAUGUCAUCCAGCGAAGAGCUGGACCAGGAAAGCGGCCCGGGGACAUCAGCCUUCGAGCAGGGUGACCUCGAAGGCAUGGCCCCCACGCUGCCCGUGGCUGUGCCCAGUGGGCCCUUCCGCAACGUCGGACUGUCGAAGGCCGCUCGGACCCAUCACCUGCGCAAGCUGCGUACGCCCGCCAAGUGCCGCGAGUGCAACAGUUACGUGUACUUUCAGGGCGCUGAGUGCGAGAAGUGUUGCCUGGCCUGUCACAAGAAGUGCCUGGAGACGCUGGCCAUCCAGUGUGGCGGCAAAAAGCUCCAGGGCCGGCUGCAGCUGUUCGGCCAGGACUUUGGGCGGGCGGCCCGCAGCACAGCAGACGGUGUGCCCUUUGUCAUAAAGAAAUGUGUGGACGAGAUCGAGCGAAGGGCGCUGAGUACCAAGGGCAUCUACCGGGUCAAUGGGGUCAAGACACGCGUGGAGAAGCUGUGCCAAGCGUUUGAGAACGGUCAGGAGCUGGUGGAAUUGUCACAGGCCUCGCCCCACGACAUCAGCAAUGUGCUCAAACUCUAUCUGCGCCAGCUGCCUGAACCGCUCCUCUCCUUCCGCCUGUACCACGAGCUCGUGGGGCUGGCCAAGGACAGCCUGAAGGCUGAGGCCGAGGCCAAGGCAGCGUCCCGGGGCCGGCCCGAUAGCGUUGGGAAUGAGGCGGCGGUCCUGGCCAUGGCCUGCCGGCUGCGGGAGCUGUUGCGAGAACUGCCCCCGGAGAACAGGGCCACGCUGCAGUACCUGCUACGGCACCUGUGCAGAAUUGUGCAGGUGGAACAAGCCAACAAAAUGACGCCGGGGAACCUGGGCAUCGUGUUCGGGCCCACGCUGCUACGCCCGCGACCCACCGAGGCUACCGUGUCGCUCUCGUCUCUGGUGGACUACCCCCACCAGGCGCGCAUUGUCGAGACCCUCAUCUCGCACUAUGCCCUGGUCUUUGAGGAUGAGUCUCAGGAGGCACCUGCAGCGCAGGACCAGGUGGCGCAGGUGCACUUCCUGGAGGCAGGCGAGGUGGGAGCUGAGACCCCGCAGGAGGAUGGGUCCCAAGGGUCCCACCUGCUAUCUAACGACUCAGACUCGGAGCUGGAGGACACCUCAGACUUGCAGUCUUCGGCAGGGGCCACUUCCCUUCACCGCCUGAGCUUCCUGGAGAAGGACGGGAGCCUGGAGGAGGGGACGCACAGCAGCAGUGAGGAGAAGCUGGGGGCGUGUGGGGACGGGGCUGAGGAAGAGCCAGCCCAGCCACUUUCGGCAUACAACACCAACCAGUGCAACAAUGUGACGAGCGUCAUACUGCCUGCUACGAGACUCCAUGUGGGGCUGCAUGUCCAAAGGCAGGCCCAGAGCCCCACAAGGCUGCUGCCUAUGCGUAGGAGACGGGUGGAAGUGAAGCGGACAGCAUGUGACCAGCCGCUGCGCUGGCAGACACGCAUGGCAACGGUCCAGUUCAAGAGCAUGUCUGUACCGGGGGGACGAGUCAAGUGCACUGAGGAGACCCCAGUCUCAGGGCGCUACACGCUGUAA